AUGACAUCGAUCGGAUGGUUGAGGAAAGCUGAUUGGAACACCAGAGCACCACGCAAUUCAAAUCGACAAGACGAGAUUACAAGGCCUAUGAUACGCGGUAUCGGAGAUCUGGAAGCAGAAGCAGGUCCGAGAGGACAUUCUGUCGACUUCCGGACAGGCAAAUGUCGUGUUGAUUGCGAAACCGCCGGCAAUCAGCAGGCGAGUAUCGUUGAUGCGAUUGCAAGUGUGCAUCUAAUCCUUCAAGAUGGCCGCGAUGGUGCUCACAUCGGCCUUGCAAUCUCGUCUUGUCGACUUGAACUGCGUGGUGCUCUGGUGUUCCAAUCAGCUUUCCUCAAUCAUCCGAUCGAUGUCAUCUCGGAAAGGACUUCGUCAGUGGUGACUGCACUGGUAUUUGGGGAUCGGCAUGUUGCCAUCGUCAAUUCUUCCAUUCACUGA
Messenger RNA from Mesocestoides corti, 435 nucleotides. The record is from the annotation of a GenBank genome assembly. NCBI's taxonomy places the organism in Eukaryota, Metazoa, Platyhelminthes, Cestoda, Cyclophyllidea, Mesocestoididae.